AUGAGAGAGGUUGGUUGUUUUGUGGUUGAUUUUAUUCAGGGAAAAGGUCAACGAUCCGGACCUUCCCCUUUUGCUGCAAAAAUUUUUCAACAUAUAUUGCCCUGUUUGAUUCCUGCUCCGAUGAAAAUCAACAUCCGAUUAUCAUCCAAUACGAUUGAUGAAUAUCCAGAAAGUCGAGAACGCCACAGGGUAUUUAAGAUGGCGGUAUUGGUAGCAGAUAGUAUGAUCCAGGGAAAAUGA
This is a messenger RNA of Cercopithifilaria johnstoni, 240 nucleotides long. NCBI's taxonomy places the organism in Eukaryota, Metazoa, Nematoda, Chromadorea, Rhabditida, Onchocercidae. The record is from the annotation of a GenBank genome assembly.